CAACUAUCUUCAAUAUAACUACCAACAUCUUCACCUCUCAAAUUUCAAAAAUCUUUUACUAUUCUCUUAGCUUUCACCGACAAAAAAAAUGGCAGCGAAGCAAACGACGAUCCUCGUUGCCGCCAUCCUCGUAACGGCUUUUUACGGCGGCGCGGCGACAUCGGCGCAGGCACCGGCAGCUGAUCCAGCGAUGGCCAUGUCGCCGUCCGCCAUGGCACCGACGCCGGACUGUAUGACGAACUUGCUCAACUUAUCGGAUUGUUUGACGUACGUGGAGGCCGGAAGCAACUUGACGAAGCCGGACAAGCCUUGUUGUCCGGAAUUGGCUGGGCUAGUGGAAAGUAGCCCUCAAUGCUUGUGCUAUUUGAUGGAUAAGAAUGCGACGGCGAACUAUGGGAUCAACAUUGACAUGGAAAGAGCUCUUAAGCUGCCUAAUGUUUGCCAUGUCAAAACCCCUCCUGUUAGUCUUUGUUCUGCUAUCAUCGGGGCUCCAAUCGGAGUUCCAACUCAAAGCACUGAAGGACUUGUGUCGCCAGCAUCCGAGCCAACAGGUUCCGUAGCAUACGGACCGACUCCAUCCGCCAUGGCACCAACACCGGACUGCAUGACAAACUUGUUUAACUUGUCGGAUUGUUUGGGGUACGUGACGGCUAGAAGCAACCUAACGAAGCCGGACAAACCUUGUUGCCCGGAGUUGGCCGGGCUCGUGGAAAGCAGCCCUCAGUGUUUAUGUUUAUUGUUGGAUAAAAACGCGACCUCGAGUUAUGGGGUCGACAUUGACAUCGAUAGAGCUCUUAAGCUACCUAAUGUUUGCCAUGUUAAAACCCCUCCCGUUAGUCUCUGCUCUACUAUCAAUGGUGGCGCUCCAAUUGGGGUUCCAACUUCAGGCACUGAAGUAUCUUUAUCACCAGGAUUAGCUCCAGGCCCUUCAAAAGGAAGCAACAGUGGUGCUUCAAACAUGGAAAUAUUUGGUCUAGCUUCCUUCAUUGCCUUACCAAUUGCCUUUCUUCCCAUGCUUUUUGGGAUUUAAAGCUCUUAUUUUCCCAUUAUUAAAACUUAUUUUCCUCCAUUAAUAUUCAUUUACUAUAUUUAUAUUUAUAUUUAUAUAUGUUUUGCAGUUUUUUUCUUUUUUUUAGUGAGGAGAGACAAUGUCUAGAGACACCAAUAAUUUGUAAGAGUUUCUUAUGAGAUUUAUUUCAUUGAGAUUCUAUCAUUGUUAAUUUGAA
Gossypium raimondii (Peruvian cotton) is the source of this 1226-nucleotide messenger RNA. RefSeq names its product non-specific lipid transfer protein GPI-anchored 12. The transcript has 4 exons. Lineage: Eukaryota; Viridiplantae; Streptophyta; Magnoliopsida; Malvales; Malvaceae. The record is from RefSeq and is a predicted model, not a curated record. Bases 89 to 1030 code for a protein of 313 amino acids.